Molecule: messenger RNA, 1932 nt
Organism: Candidula unifasciata
Lineage: Eukaryota; Metazoa; Mollusca; Gastropoda; Stylommatophora; Geomitridae
Source: the annotation of a GenBank genome assembly
AUGGACACAUAUGAAGGCCUUAUUGACAGUCCCAUGACGGGCAACUCCAGUGGCAUUGCAGACUAUCAGGUACCAGCAGCCUUCCCCCAGUUCCAAGAUGGCAGCAACAUGAACAACUCUUAUGGGAAUCUGUCAGGAUUGUCCGGCUCAUUUGCAGGCAGCCCGGCAGCUUCAGGCAGCGGCUUGAACAUGAGUAGUUACAGUCCGUCAGGAUCUCAGCAGCCUAACUAUGGAAACAUGUCAUCAGGUUCUGCCUCUUCCUUCUCCAUGCCAUAUGAUCCACCAUCCCUGCAGCAAGGAUCUGCUUCUCAUUUGCAGAUGGCACCCCAACCUUCACCUCAUGCAUCUCAUGGGGUCUCAAACAAACCCAUCCACUCCUGUAGUUAUUGUGGUCUUGUUCUGUCAUCUGCAAAUGCUUUAGUAGAACACAAACGUAUACAUACGGGGGACCGACCUUUUGCUUGUCAUAUCUGCAACAAGAGGUUUACUCAGAAAGCACACCUCAACAUACAUAAGAGGAUUCAUACGGGGGAGAAACCAUAUGCCUGUCACAUUUGCAACAAGCGAUUUGCACAGUCUUCUCAUCUAAGCAGUCAUAAACGUAUUCAUACAGGAGAGAAACCAUUUGUGUGCGAAAUCUGCCACAUUGGCUUUACCCAGAAGCAGCGUUUGGAUAAUCAUUUGAAGAAGCACCUGGACAGGGGUGUUAUAGAAGGGCUGGCCAGGUCAGGACAAAUUUUGGGGUCUGCAGGCCAAAUGGAACAGUUUAGACAAGGAUCAGUUCCUGGAGAUGAGAGUGCUUUCAUGCAGAUGAUAGGACAUGGGAUGCCAUACAUCAAACAGGAGGCAGGGAUGAUCAGGGACAGUGUUGCAGGCACUAACAGCCACAAUACCUCUAACCACAUCAGUUCCAGAGCAAGUGAAGGUGGGAUGGCUGGACUGCAUUCAGUUGAACAAGCCGGUAAAGGCUCAAACUAUCAUAUUGGAAGAAGCAAAAGGAUCAAAACUGAAUCUGAUAUAAAGGAAGAGAAUGACGACGACGAUGAUGAUGGGGAAAUGGCUGAGCACGAAGAAGGUCAGAAUAUUGCAGCUCCCAGUUUUUCCUCAGAGGGCAUGUUUCUUCACCCAUCUGGCUAUGUUGCUUAUGGAGGAGUAGAAGAUAGUGAGGAAUCAAAUGACCAAAGUCCAGGAUCCAACCCUGCGGAACCUUUAAACCAGCAAGGAAGUGGAACUGCAGGGUCAGGGCAUAGACGUAAACCUACUGUUGUUAGAAAACGUUACAGUGAAUCACCCGCGAAGGAGAUUUCUGUUGUUGCAAGCAAUGCUGUCAGCAGCUUCCAGCAGUUCACUCCAUUGCAGAGUGUGAUGAACCAUGGCAAUGACAAUUCUGAUGCGGACUUGGAUGAAUCAGGUGCCGAAGACUUCCACGACACCGGAGAAACUCUCGACGACAAAAACGACCCGCCUUACCAUGGAAAUCUGUCCACGAAAACGGGUUUAACACCUCGUCAUUCCACACCACUCGGUGCUAACGGCGUUGUUGAGACAAGAUCUCAUAGUCGUAGAAAUGUGAGUCAACCUUUGAACCGACCUAGCCAUGAACUGCUAAAUGGGGAUAAAAUGAAUCCAGGGGCCCAGAAAGGGGGCCUGACAUUUACACAUAAUAACUCCUCCAACAGUGGACUUGUGAAGAUUUAUAAUAGGAUAUCACUGAUAAACUUCACAGCUGAGGAGCUAAUCACCCAUCUAAUGAAACGAGAUGACGUCCAUAAGUGUCAGUUUUGCUGUCUUAUCUUUCAGGACGCAGCUAUGUAUCAUAUUCAUCGCAACAUGCACGAUAAAGCGGACAUUCGCAGAUGCAACAUGUGUGGCAAACUUCUUCAGGAUAAAUAUGACUUCACUGCUCACUUCUUAAAUAUGCAUCAGAAUUAA